GAGUAGCAUCCGAGAUCUAUUUGGUUGUUUUUUCACUUUUUGCCUCCUCACCACUAUCAACAGGGAAGAAUUUAUAAAGGAUCAUUAGCGGAGAGCCUCCCAUCUGGGUCUGGACUAAGAGGUGAGGGCACUGUUUAAAGCUGUGAGGCAAGGUGGAAGGACUAAGACUGAGUAUCAGGUUAAUGAAAGCAUGAGGUGGCUCUUAGGCAGCAGCUGGAGGAAAUUUGGACAUGCUGACAGGGGAAACUACGACUGGUUAACUAGUGAACCAGGUGUGCCACUUCUGGAAACACAGUUGCAGAGCAGACAUCAGAUCAGCUCAACCAAAGACGACGUAGAACCAUUUCUAUGCAUCAUCCUGCCUGCCACCAUGCUGCUCUUCCUGGCAUUCCUGCUGCUCUUCCUAUACCGCCGCUGCCGUCGACCCAGCCCCCAGGGGCAGAUCUUCAGUAUUGAUCUCCCAGAGCACCUACCUGAGCGUGAUGUGUCCGAUUUCCUUUCAGUGCUGCCCUGGAACAGUGAGCAGAAUUUCCACUACUCCACUCUGCUCCCUGAAGCCACCUUCCUCACUGUAAGCUUGCCUCCAUCAUAUGAGGAGGCCACUAUGAAACCUCCUAUGGGAGAGACUCACAUUGAGUUUUCUCAGGAUCCAGUGCCUCCUUAUGAAGAGAGUACACACUGGCCAACCAACAGUAAAUAAACUUCCUAAGGAAACACCUUUGGCUGAAGCUUGCAACCCGUCAAGGCAUAAACAGGAGAUCACUAGUCAUUAACGUUAGUGACAAAAUUUUCCAACGGGGAAACAACAAAAUUAAUGGAGGAAGGAGCUUGGGUUGAUAUGGGAUUACUUUAAACACAUUUAAUGAUUCAGCAUUUCUAACCUCAAUUCACAGCAACACACACAGCUAAAUACCAGGUUGUUGUGGGAUGGGAGGAAUUGUGGGGAUAAAAUGAUUGAUGUACCUCAUAUAUGAACUAAAUUGAAGGGCACUCACUUAGGUUAGAGAGCUGAAUCUAGGAUGUGGGCUAUCAGCUAUGAAAGGAGGCAAACUGUGCUGGAUAUAUGCCAAUUACUGAAAGGGCUUUUAUCACAGAAAUCUCUUCCUGUUUGUUUUUUUUUAAAUUGAGUUUUUGGUAAUUUCAGUAACUUAAUUUGAAGUAUCUGUAUUAACAAACUCACGUACUGUAAUGACACAGAUCUCAGGAAAAGUGAACAAGAAAUGAGGCCUACAAAGUAUUGUCAGUGAAUACCGCCACUACGCUCAGUGUCUGGCCUAUAAACAGAUGAUCAAGAUUUUGCAGUCUGCCUUUCAGUGCAGCAAUGAGACUCAGUGUAAUAAGCAGAAAGGAACAGACGUGAUUCAACCAUUUUGGGUUAAAUAGAAACAGACAUCAUGGCAACUGGUGGCACAGCAGAGAUUCAUGCAGCUGAUAAGCAGAUGUGCAGUCCUAUGAGUUGUGUGGGGCUGAUGGUUUUACUUUGUUUUCUUAUUUAAAGCUUAAAAAGAAAUCAAACCCUGUAAGCUUUCAGUGCUGGGCAUGAGGUGCGAUGUAUAAAGAUUUAGAAG
This is a messenger RNA of Malaclemys terrapin pileata, 1568 nucleotides long. It is a transcript of the gene SMIM28, whose product is annotated as small integral membrane protein 28. The transcript is spliced from 2 exons. The record is from RefSeq and is a predicted model, not a curated record. Bases 191 to 700 code for a protein of 169 amino acids. Lineage: Eukaryota; Metazoa; Chordata; Testudines; Emydidae.